This is a messenger RNA of Erinaceus europaeus (western European hedgehog), 1151 nucleotides long. It is a transcript of the gene THOC7, whose product is annotated as THO complex subunit 7. NCBI's taxonomy places the organism in Eukaryota, Metazoa, Chordata, Mammalia, Eulipotyphla, Erinaceidae. The record is from RefSeq and is a predicted model, not a curated record. Gene Ontology annotation, cellular component: THO complex part of transcription export complex. Bases 276 to 887 code for a protein of 203 amino acids. The transcript has 8 exons. Gene Ontology annotation, biological process: mRNA processing; mRNA export from nucleus.
GGGGCCGCAGCCCGGGCGGCCACCGCCCGCCUGGCCAAGAUCCCCACACGCGCCGGCCGCAGCCACCCCCGGGGAGUGCGGGGAGCGCGGGGAGCGCGAGCUGCGCGGGUCCCGCGGCGGCGGCGGCGCGGCGCGGCUCAGGCGUCGGAGCGGGCGGCCGCGGGCGCCGCCGCCUCCUCCUCCAUGGCUGUUUACCCGGCUGCAUUGUGGGAGUUUGACCUCCGCCGCCGCCAACCGCCGCCUCAGCUUGCGCCGCCGCCGCCGCCGCGUACGCCAUGGGAGCCGUGACUGACGAUGAAGUCAUACGAAAGCGUCUCCUUAUUGAUGGAGAUGGUGCUGGAGAUGACCGUAGGAUCAAUCUGCUAGUAAAAAGUUUCAUUAAAUGGUGCAAUUCUGGAUCCCAGGAAGAGGGGUAUAGCCAAUACCAACGUAUGCUGAGCACACUGUCUCAGUGUGAGUUUUCAAUGGGCAAAACAUUGCUGGUAUAUGAUAUGAAUCUCCGAGAAAUGGAAAAUUAUGAAAAAAUUUAUAAAGAAAUAGAAUGUAGCAUUGCUGGAGCACAUGAGAAAAUUGCUGAAUGCAAAAAGCAAAUUCUUCAAGCAAAACGAAUAAGAAAAAAUCGCCAAGAAUAUGAUGCUUUGGCAAAAGUGAUCCAACAUCAUCCAGACAGACAUGAGACCUUAAAGGAACUGGAGGCUCUGGGAAAAGAAUUAGAACAUCUUUCACAUAUUAAAGAAAGUGUUGAAGAUAAGCUGGAAUUGAGACGAAAACAAUUUCAUGUUCUUCUUAGUACUAUUCAUGAGCUGCAACAAACAUUGGAAAAUGAUGAAAAGCUCUCAGAGGUAGAAGAAGCUCAAACAAGCAUGGAAGAGGAUCGUAAGCCUUAGACAGACCAAUCACUUGCUAUUCCCAAGAUUCUUGAAAUAGCAGUAUGAUCUUAGUACGUUUAGAACUUGUUGUGCUCUUAAGAUAUUUAGAGUUUUCACAGUUAAUCUAAUCACUUUGCUUUUAGACAUUAAUGCAGAGUUCAUUCAUAUUUAUUUCACAAGGAAAAAUGACUUCAGACUAUUUGUUAUUGAAUAUCUUUUUUAUUCUUAAAUGUGAAAGGUUGAAAGCAACAUCCAAAUGUUCAAUAAAAUUUUCAAGCUAGA